Papilio xuthus (Asian swallowtail) is the source of this 3195-nucleotide messenger RNA. RefSeq names its product angiotensin-converting enzyme. The transcript has 15 exons. The record is from RefSeq and is a predicted model, not a curated record. The coding region runs from base 1048 to 3195 and encodes 715 amino acids. Gene Ontology annotation, biological process: proteolysis. Gene Ontology annotation, molecular function: metallopeptidase activity; peptidyl-dipeptidase activity. NCBI's taxonomy places the organism in Eukaryota, Metazoa, Arthropoda, Insecta, Lepidoptera, Papilionidae. Gene Ontology annotation, cellular component: plasma membrane.
AAACAUUUGCAUUUAUAAUAUUAGUAACAAAUAAGAAUGAUUACUUGUUAUUAUAUUCAGGUUCUACAACUUCACAGCGAAACAAAACAAAAAUGAAUAAACCAUGUUUUUUUUACUUCAUCUUUUUACAUAUGAUAUAAAAUAGCAAUUUUCCUACACAAGUAGGUUUUAAAAUUAGGUCAAAUGUAACAGUGCGCUGCGCCGGCGCCGGAUUGGCACAAUAGGUAAGCGGAGAAGAGAGAGGAGAGGUCUCGCCUCCUGACUCCGCAUUGUCCGUUCAGACUCCUUACUUUGCUAUCUUAUUGCAGUAACUAAAAUAAUGUUUAUCUAAGUAAUUACUGCAACGAUGUUAGUCACUGAUGUCGGACAAGUUGCGAUAAAUGGCCCUCAUUGACGUAAAUCUUUGGUAGGCGCUUAGCUUAGAAAAAAGUUCGGCUCUGUUUGUAAUUAACCCUGGAAUCCGACGUUUCCUCCAAAAUUAUACAAGUUUAGGCUUUCAUAAAUAUAUUGAUUUUGGCAAAAGUCAAAUGGCAAAUAAGACCUCACGAUCAUAUACUAUGUAGUUCGUACUCUUUAACAUUAUGACAUUGGCAUUAGCUAUAUCUCUUCAUGUAUCGGAAGUAUAAGAAUAGUUUGCGCAGUCACUAGUCUAGUUGUCUCAAGUAUCAAAUUAUUUAUAAAAGAAACGUAUUGUAAUGUAUAAUAAAUGUGCGUAUCAUAAGAGGAGGAGGGCGCGCGUGCCGCGCUAUGUGGGGCGCCGGUGCUCACCAAAGCAUGCACGAAACAAAGACGACGGAAAUAUUGUUCCAGUCGACGACAAGAAAGCCGACGAGACAGUUUCCCGAGCCUGGCCUGACACACUUUUUAAAAUAUUAAAUAAAAAAACGAAAUUCCCGCCAUAACGUGACAAAUUUUUAAAAAAGAGAAUAAAGAACUACCUUUAAAACAUUUUUUUUUAAAACUCGCUAGUUCGUGAUGAUAUAAAAGUUUCCUAAAUUCAUAAAUGUGUCCUGAACGAAGACUAACGUGACAAUUUGUUAUUUAAAAAUGUACAAUGGCAAGAGUAGUGCGCUGUGGCAUCUGGUAGUUAUUGCUUUCUGCACACGGUAUGCCUCCCCCGCCUCCGCCGCCUCCACCGACCACUACGUCAGGGUGGGCAGCAACACGAACGUGGCAGAAGCGAUGCAGUUUCUGCGCGAGUACGACAGGGAGGCGUCCGGCAUGUGCUACAGAGUGACGACGGCGCAGUGGAAGUUCGUGACCAACAUAACGGAACAAAACCGACGACGGAUGAACGAGGAGCUGGCGCUGAGCUCCAAGUUCGAGCGGCUGUCGUGGCGCAAGGCGGCCGCAUUCGACGUGACGCGCCUGGCCGACCCGCAGGCGCGCCGCCAGCUGCGCAAGAUCGUGCAGGCCAGCCGCGCCUCGCUCUCUGAGGACAAAUUUAAUGAGCUUCAAAAACUGAUAACAGAGAUGAAAGAGAUCUACAACUCUGCGAAAAUUUGCCCCUUCGGGCAGAAGCCAUACGACCCUCACGUCCCAAAAACGGGUGGCCCGGCGACCGCGCCGCCCGAACCCUUUCCGCUGACCCAUCCGCAUUACCAGCUCAACAACCACCCGUACCAGCACUACCAGCCGUACCGGGACGACCCCGAGUUCCCCAACUAUUGCGACAUGCAGCUGGACCCCGAGAUCUCGAGGAUCCUCGCCCACUCCAGGAUAGAGAGCGAACUCCUCUACGUGUGGAAGAGCUUUCGGGACCAGACCGGACCCAAGCUGAGGGACAAGUUCAUAAGAUAUGUGCAGCUCGCUAACGAGGCCGCCGCUCUCGCCGGUUUCAGGAACGCGGGCGAGCAGAUGCGCGCGGCGUACGAGGAGCCCUCGCUGCGGGAGAACGUGGAGGAGGUGUACAAUCAGGUGGCGCCGCUGUACAAGCAGCUGCUGACCUACGUGCGCCGCCGCCUGCUGCAGCGCUACGGCAACCACACGCUGCGCCCCGACGGGCCCCUGCCCGCGCACCUGCUCGGCAACAUGUGGGCGCAGAACUGGAAGUCAAUCAUGGACCUGGUGAUGCCGUUCCCGACCUCGCCCGCGCUGGAUGUCACCUCGGAGUUGCUGCGCCAGGGGUACACGCCGCUCAGGAUGUUCCAGGUGGGCGAGGAGUUCUUCACGAAGAUGGGUCUCAAGCCAUUGCCGCCGGAGUUCUGGCGCAGCUCGGUGCUGACGCGGCCGCGGCGCCCCGCUCAGUGCUCCGCCAGCGCCUGGGACUUCUGCAACCGCAUCGACUACAGGAUCAAGCAGUGCACGGAGGUGACGACGCAGGACCUGGUGUCGACACACCACGAGCUGGCGCACAUCCAGUACUACCUGCAAUACGCGGAUCAGCCGCAGCUCUUCCGCGACGGCGCCAACCCCGCGUUCCACGAGGCGCUCGCCAACGCGGCGACGCUGUCCGUGUACAACAUGCCGCACCUCUACCGCCUCGGACUCUACAACAACAAGAGCCACGACCCGUACGAGGUGGGCAUGAACUUCCUGAUGACCAUGGCGCUGGAGAAGGUCGCCUACCUGCCCUUCGCCUUCAUGGUGGACCAGUGGCGCUGGUCGGUGUUCGAGGAGGGCGUGGAGAACAUGAACGCGCGCUGGUGGCAGAUGAAGCUCAGGUACCAGGGCGUCAUCCCGCCGCUGAAGCGCACCGAGGAGGACUUCGACCCCGGCGCCAAAUACCACAUCAUCUCCGACCAGGAGUACCUGAAGUUCUUCCUGGCGACGGUGCUGGAGUUCCAGGUGUUCGAGCAGCUGUGCGCGGCGGCCGGACAUGCCGAACACCUGCACCUCUGCGACCUGCACCGCAGCCGCGAGGCCGGCCGCCUCCUCGGUGAGGUGAUGCAGGCGGGGGCCGCGAAGCCCGCCGGCGAGCUGCUGCGCGCGCUCACCCGCGGCAGGACCGACAAGAUCUCGCCGGAGGCCCUCGUCAAGUACUUCCGUCCGCUGGAGCUGUGGCUGCGCGCGCAGAACCGCGACGCGCCACUCAUCGGGUGGAAGGCGAGCAGGCCGGACGUGGCGCUGUUCACUCCGCGCGCCGCCGCCGCCGCCGCCGCGCCGCCCCUCGCCCCGCCCGCCGCGCGCCCGCUGCAUCUCCUCCUCCCCUGUCUCGUACUCUUCCUCCUCCCCCUCCUCCUCAUAGCUCACUAA